AUGAGUGUUACGCGAUCGAGCAAUCGCUCAAAGCGACUAACACUGCCAGCAGCAGCAGAGAAUUCACUGGAUAUAGAUUCAUGCAACACUGAAGUCAUUUGUGAAGCACAACGAGUGCAGCAGCAGCAGCAGCAAGCACAAACUGAACAACCAGCAACUGAGACUAUCGCAAGUCGUACUUAUACGAGACUGCAUGCGAGACGAUUGAAACAUCCUCGUGCCAAACUGAAUAGCGCUUUAUGGGCACAUUUUGAAGAGUGCACAACCGAUCGAACUUCAUCCAUAUGUAAGGUGGAGACUUCACCGGGAGUGAUGUGUGGCUGUCGUAUACGGCGUCCACAAGGUAGUACAACAGGCAUGAAGCGACAUUUCAAAAGUAGACAUCCAGAGCAGUUCAAACUGUAUUUGUUCAACAAGAUUCAGAAUCUAACGAAAAACGGCAUUGCAAGUCAAGAUAUUAAUGAGUUCAAAAAACUGCAAGCUGAACAAGAGCAAAGCGCUAGCAAACCAACCAAAUCCCACCAUAUCAAGAAGCAGUGUUGCACUCAAUCAAGAUCCUCACCUCAUGAAAAUCGCUCAACUUCUGCCCCUCUCGAUGAUAGCAGCGGUCGUUGCAUCGUCCCGAAAGCGGAAUCUUCGACUUUGAAGUUCAUUGAAGCACUCGAUCCGUAUGCAAACGUCAAACACUCAUCGGUAUUCCGCAAUCACCUCUGCGAUCUUCUUUAUCGGAGCGUUAAAGAGGCAGUUGAUGCCGAGCUUAACGCCGACCUACCACAAGUCUCCGGAAUUUGUUUGACGGCCGAUAGCCAUCCGUCCGAGUGGGGCGAUAAGCACGAAUUGAUCACAUUGCAUUAUAUCGUUACUGACACUGAUAAUCGUUUUCGCUUACGUAAGUUUUGCUUGGCGUGUCCGAAUUUCAAUGAACAACUCAGUGCUGAAACUGUUCCGGUAGUAUUGAACAAGAUUGUCACCGAUAUGAUGAAUGCAUCGUUAUCGGAGCACAUACCGAAAUAUUUGGUGGUUGAUGAGAAUAGCAGUUUAAUACAAGACGUCGCAUGGUUCCGUAAAAUUCAUGUGCAAUCACCAAUCGUGUAUUUUGGUCAUAUUUUGAGCGCUGCAGUUCGGCUGAAUAUAGUGGUUGGUGAAUUGGGCGUGCUCUUGGACAAAUGCAAGAAACUAUCACUAAUAUUGAGCCGUUCUCCAGAGCACACCAAGAAACUGCAAAACGCUUGUCGGCUCAGAAAUAUCCCAUUCAAACGUAUCCCACAGCCAGCAGCAGCUGGCCUCGAGUGGAACACGAUCGUGAAGAGUUUACGAGCUAUUGUUGACCUGAAAGAUGCAUUGCUGUGGUGGAAAACAAAGGAACCACUGAGUGCUUUUUCAUCAUCCAUACCGACUGAAGAGAAUUUCGACUGGUUAAGGGAACUUUUGAUAGCGUUGAAAAUUUUGAGCGAUUGUUACGAGACACUCGCACGUCCGAAUCAACCAACGAUACAUUUGGUCACCACAUCGUUGCUUUUGAUUUCGAAGAUACCGAAAGGCACGAGCACCAUCGUGCAACGUUUCGUUGAGGCUAUUCAACAUGAAAUCAACGAGAAAGUGCCCAACUUAGGGCGUGCAAUUGAAGUGUACAAUCUGGGUAACUUUCUGCAUCCAAAAUAUAAGGGACGCUUAUUGUCAAUCGGCGGAGAUCGUGUAACGCUCGAGAAAACGAUUGAGGCAGUUCGAAAACGCUUCAGAGAAGAUGUGGAGUGCUUGGAAUACGACGAAAAAUUGUCGAGUCAGAGUCGACUAGAAUCGAUGUUGAGCAGAGCAAUGUGCAACAACUCGACGUCCUCAUCGAUUUGGGAUGCCGUCGAUGAGGCGGCCGUAGCCGAGAAUUUGAUGGAGCUGAACGGAUCGCGGAAUGCAGUUCGGAAGCCGGCAAUCGACGUGGAGAUCGAACGUUACAUCCGCGAAUAUCCACAAGUGGACGAAACCGAACUGGACAUCCUCGCCUAUUGGUCGAAUCAACAAAGUGAUCUGCCGAAACUGACACAACUUGCCCGCGAGAUACUCUGUAUCCCGACGACAAAUUCGAGCGUAUUUGAGUCGAGCAGUGACUUCUCUUGUGCGAGUAAUCUUUCCGCGAAUAUCUGUGAAGAGAAGAUCGAGAAAAUGUUAUUUAUUCGCCAAAAUUACGAUCGAUUAUCGCAUCGAAUUUUGGCGACGGAUUUUGGUGACGAUCAAUACGAAGGGCCGAAAGGAAAACUGCCGGAUCAUACUGACUGUGGUCAAGACGAGCAAAUGGCUACAGACGGAGACGGUGUCGUAAAAAGCGAGCUGGAAUUACCGACUGAAGCUGUGUCACGGGCAUCAACUGCGCGAAACAGUGACAUUAUGGAGUUUAAUUCAGAGAGUACGCCACGGAACUGUGAUACUCUUCCACCUCAACGGCAAGUUGCUGAAGGCUCGUGUGAAGGUGCUGAAAUUUUGCAUGGGAAUGGCGAACAGAUGAACGUUGAUGAUAUCUACAAAUGUUUAUUGACAGUUGGUGCUAUUCCACAAUCCUGA
This is a messenger RNA of Anisakis simplex (herring worm), 2553 nucleotides long. Lineage: Eukaryota; Metazoa; Nematoda; Chromadorea; Rhabditida; Anisakidae. The record is from the annotation of a GenBank genome assembly.